Messenger RNA from Jaculus jaculus (lesser Egyptian jerboa), 2971 nucleotides. RefSeq names its product sterile alpha motif domain containing 11 (gene Samd11). Gene Ontology annotation, biological process: positive regulation of transcription by RNA polymerase II. The record is from RefSeq and is a predicted model, not a curated record. Gene Ontology annotation, molecular function: DNA-binding transcription activator activity, RNA polymerase II-specific; protein binding; RNA polymerase II cis-regulatory region sequence-specific DNA binding. The transcript has 14 exons. The coding region runs from base 69 to 2603 and encodes 844 amino acids. Lineage: Eukaryota; Metazoa; Chordata; Mammalia; Rodentia; Dipodidae.
UCGGGACCCAAUUCCAGCCCCGGCCAGGAUAAAUCGCGCGGGUGGCAGACAGCCUCCAUCCGCAUGCCAUGCCGGCAGUGAAGAAGGAGCUCCCUGGACGCGAAGACUUGGCUCUGGCUCUGGCCACCUUCCACCCGACCCUGGCCGCACUGCCUCUACCACCACUGCCCGGCUACCUGGCGCCACUGCCCGCCGCCGCAGCCCUGCCCCCGGCUGCCUCGCUACCCGCCUCGGCCGCCGGCUACGAGGCUCUGUUGGCUCCUCCACUCCGCCUCCCGCGUGCCUACCUUAGUCUACACGAGGCCGCUGCGCCUCAUCUCCACCUGCCCCAAGACCCGCUGGCCUUCGAGCGCUUCUCGGCCACCGCGGCCCCCGCACCUGACUUCCAGCCCCUGCUGGACAACGGCGAGCCGUGCAUCGAGGUGGAGUGCGGGGCCAACCGCGCGCUGCUCUACGUGCGCAAACUCUGCCAGGGCAGCAAGGGCCCGUCCAUCCGCCACCGCGGCGAGUGGCUCACGCCCAACGAGUUCCAGUUCGUCAGCGGCCGCGAGACGGCCAAGGACUGGAAACGCAGCAUCCGCCACAAAGGGAAAAGUCUGAAGACGCUUAUGUCCAAGGGGAUCCUGCAGGUGCACCCCCCGAUCUGCGACUGUCCGGGCUGUAGAAUAUCCUCGCCCGUGAACAGGGGGCGGCUGGCCGACAAAAGGACACUCAUCUUGCCCUCUGCACGUGCCCUAAAGAAACAGCGGACCCCCAGCUUCUCAGCUAGCGAUGGUGAUAGUGAUGGAAGUGGCCCUGCCUGUGGGCAGCAGCUGGGCUUGAAGCAGGAAGAUGAGCCGCAUAGCCAUAUCAUGAAGAGAAGAGUCCACACCCAUUGGAAUGUGAACAUCUCCUUCAGAGAGACAUCCUGCAGCCAGGACAGCAAUCUUCCCACCCUCAUAUCCAGUGUGCAUCGAAGCCGCCACCUCGUUAUGCCCGAGCAUCCAAGCCGCUGUGACUUCCAGAGAAGCAGUGUGGAAAUUGGCCUUGGACCCACAGGUGCCCUGUUGGGCAAGAGGCUGGGCUGCUCUUCCCACAUCACCAGUGACUAUUCUUCAGAGAAGAAGGCCCGGAGUGAAUCCCCACAAGAGACUCUGCUGCUUCCAGAGGUGGGGUCCACCAUGGCCCCUGAGGACCACUACCGUCGACUCAUGUCAGCUCUGAGUGAGGCUGGACCCUUUGAGGAUCCUCAGCGUCUCUACCACUUGGGCAUCCCUAGCCAUGAUCUCCUGAGGGUCCGGCAGGAAGUGGCGGCUGCAACUUUGAGGAGCCCCAGUGGCCUGGAAGUCCACCUGCCCUCAUCCACAGCAGGUCAGCGCCGGAAGCAGGGCCUCGUUCAGCACCGGGAAGGCGCAGCUGCAGCUGCUGCCCCAUCCUUCUCAGAGAGGGAGCUGUCGCAGCCACCCCCCUUGCUGUCAUCCCAGAAUGCCCCCCACAUCGCUUUGGGCUCCCACCUCAGGCCUCCCCUUUUGGGGGUACCCUCUGCUUUGUGCCAGACCCCAGGUUAUGGCUUCCUGCCCCCAGCUCAGGCUGAGAUGCUUGCCCGGCAGCAGGAGCUCCUGCGGAAACAGAGCCUGGCGCGGCUGGAGAUGUCUGCGGAGCUGCUUCGGCAGAAGGAAUUGGACAGUUCUCAUCGCCCUCAGCUGCUGGCGCCAGAGGUGGCCCUGCGCGCCCCCGACGGCGCCGAUGAGCUGCAGCGACGCGGGGCUAUGUUAGUGUUGAAACACAGCUCGGCGCCGCUGCUGGCCCUGCCCCCCCAGGGCCCACCAGGGCCGGGGCCCCCGACCACACUCCAGGAGUCUACUGGCCAUGUAUCCCGAAAGGGGAGCCCUGGUUCUGUAUCAGUCAGGCCCAGUGAACACAAGACCACAGAGGCCAGCCUCUGGGCUCACGAUGGUUCUGAGGAGGAGCCCUCCAAGGACUCAGAUGGAGAAGACUCUGAGAUGGCAGCUGCCAGGGGUGGGAUCUCUAAUCCUAGCCAAGCUCCAACAGGAGGGACCAGAGCGGAAGGAAAGGGGCCCCUCUCAGGGUCCACACUGCCCCUCGGCUUCCCUUACGCUGUUAGCCCCUACUUCCACACAGGAGCCAUGGGAGGGUUCUUCGCUGAUGGGGAGAACACAGAUCCAGAGGAUGUCAGCAAGUGGACGGUGGACGAUGUCUGCAGCUUCGUGGGGGGCCUGUCUGGCUGUGGAGAGUAUGCUAGGGUAUUCAGAGAACAGGGAAUUGAUGGAGAGACUUUGCCUCUGCUGACAGAGGAACACCUGCUGACCACCAUGGGGCUGAAGCUGGGGCCGGCCCUCAAGAUCAGGGCCCAGGUGGCCAAGCGCGUGGGCCGUGUAUUCUACAUGGCCAGCUUUCCUGUAGCCCUGCCACUGCAGCCACCAAGUAUGCGGGCACCUGAGCCGCUCAGCCCGGGACAGCAACCCCUGUCCCCAGCAACCACCACCUCCUCCUAUGGGGGCGCCCACCCACCCACAGGCCGAACCUCACCCAAGCAAGAAAAUGGGUCAGGGACUAUGGCUGUGCUCCCAGGGGCCCCAGACCCCUCCCAGUCUCUUUGUUGAGGUUGGUAGGCAACUGCCAUACUCCUUGGAGGCCAUGCAACUCCCCAUCCCUCCAAGACAUUUUCCUUUUUGGAAGCAAAAAUCACCAAGAAUUUUUAAAAAGAAAAUAUAUGACUUAAGAGGAAAGGAAUGAGUUUACAAAGACUUUCUGGGGGUAGCUGCAGAGGUCUAUAGUCAAACCAAAGACGGGAGGUGAAGAAGCCAUGGAGCCACCCUCCUUCCUCUGCAUCCUGGCAUCAGGUCUGGGUUAGCAUCCUGCUGGGGGCAAGCAGGGUAGGCUCUGAGGUGCCAGCUCCCUUCCUCUGAUCAGAACAGCUUUUGCUACAUUUGGUCUGUUGUGCUGUAACAAUAAAGCCCGGUCUACUGUC